Messenger RNA from Arctia plantaginis, 396 nucleotides. The record is from the annotation of a GenBank genome assembly. Lineage: Eukaryota; Metazoa; Arthropoda; Insecta; Lepidoptera; Erebidae.
AUGGCACGUAGUAGUGGCGCCGUCUCGCCGCCCCCAGGACGGAUCGAUAGCGGCGCGUCGCGCGGCACGCUGGCGGUCGCGGCUGGCGCGCUUCCCUGUGACCAACAACUCCCUGGCUUUACCCAAUCUUUGAUCACGCAACAGGUACUGGACGACGAGCUGCAGUCGGAUCAUCAGCCCGUGCUCGUCGUCGUAUCGGAGGCACCUAAAAUUUACUGGAACGCCUUUAAGGAGACGCUGCCGACCACUACACCAACUCGGCCGAUCUACUCCGCGGCCGAAGUAGAGAACCUAGCAGACGAACUGAGGGACUGCAUUCGGGGCGCCCUCGAGUCGGCUAGCAGACCCAGCACACACACACACAGGGUCGCCUACCGCCCCUGGCAGCACAUCUGA